UUGAAAUAUCUUUUGCAGGUAUAUUGUUAUGUGAAUGUGUGCCUCCGUUUGGCACUGGUUUGCAUUUUGUAUGGACAUUAUUUUGUGACAUUUUUUAUCGAACGAUGGAUCCUCAACUAGACAACGAUAUUUUUGAAGAUAUCCCUGAUGUAACCCCCAUCAAUCCGGGACCCUCCGACGGCCAGGGAACAGAUACUCCACGAGACAAGAACAAGAUUGUUUACCUCACAUUUUGCAUUCUCGGAAUUUGUGCAUUAUCGCCCUGGGUUUUCUUCACCACCCCCAGUAGCUAUUGGAUGUACAAAUUCAGGGAUGCAAAUGCCACCGCCGAUGAUGAUCCUCAUACGAAGACGGAGAUGCAGAAGAGUUUCUUGUCAUACUUGAGUCUUGUGGCUACAAUUACGGUCACUAUGUCUUUGGUUGUUAACGCUGUUUUGUGCCAUCGGGUUCACAUUAAUUACAGGAUCUUGGGAUCAAUCGUGUUGCUUUUUGCAUUUAUGGUCAUGACUACUUGCCUUGUGGAUGUUGAUACGGACAACCCGUAUUUCCGCGAAGGAGAAAGUCAGACACAUCAACUGGCGUUUUUCGUUUUCACGCUGGUGACUGUGGCGUUGAUGAACGUUGUUGUUGCCGUGUUGCUUGGUGGAGUGAGUGGAAUAGCUGGCAAAUUCCCAGCACAUUACAUCACAAUCUACGCCAUUGGACAAGCCUUGAGUGGCAUGAUUGCUGCUGCAGCCAGGAUCAUCACCCUGCUACUUGGAGCAUCCGACGAAGGAUCCGCUUUUGUGUAUUUCGUUUUUGCGGAUUUAGUUUUACUUUUCGGUGCAGGAGUGUAUGCGUACGCGUCGAGGCAAGAGUAUUUCUUGCAUUUCCAGCAUCUGGGAGUUCAAGACGAAAGUGAUGAAUUGGAGUUGCUGAGCAUGAAAAGCAUGGUUGCGCAACGGGAAGUUAUGAAAAAGAUUUGGGAGGAAGCCGCGACUGGAAUGCUCACAUUGAGUGUGACGCUCUGCAUAAAUCCGUCGUUGACAAGUUUGGCUGUGUCGGAAUCUAGUGGUGAUGAUUCUAUGUGGACAAACGAAAUUUACAUUCCGUUGUGUGGAUUUCUCGUCUUCAACUUCGGGGACGUGUUUGGCAGGAUCAUCGCUGGCUGGAUUCGUUGGCCUGGCCCUGCGGACAAAGGAGUUUCCUUGGUACUUUCAAGUGUCAGACUUGGGAUGAUACCUUUAUUCAUGUUGUGCAACCUACAUCCGAGAUCUUACUUGCCUGUGUAUUUGGAGUCAGACUACUACUACGUGAUCUUGUCUGCGAUCUUGGGCCUUACAAAUGGUCAUUUGUGCAACAGUGCGAUGAUGAACGCGGCUACGAAAGUCGGGCAUCAUCACCGAGAAAUUGUGGGGCUGUUGAUGGCUGCGUACCUUGGAAUAGGAAGUUCGCGACAUCGAGGAAACUUCAGUGCUCUUCUCUGCUACGGGCUGAUCGCAGUCAUCGUAAUGUCUGAACCGCUUUCGGGCGACACGACGCGGUUCUUCUCCCGCAAACUCGUUUUCGUCUACUCCACGGUCCAGGCCAUCGAAUCCGACAUUGGCAAGUUCAUCGACGAGUUCAUCGCUGCAAAAAGCUUCACCGCCGAAACCUUCUCCCGCAUUUGGCACCAAAACAAGUUCGCCUACGUGUUUGCCGAAAUCCCGCACCCCGGCGACGCCAUUGAAUUCGCCGAGACCCUCUUGUCCGUCACUCGGAACUUCUUCCUUCCGCCUCGCGACAUGUCCGUCCGCACCGCUGCCCUUUUCCUUUUGCACGCCUUUUUCGUCGUCCAGCCGGUGUCUCGCAGAGCCCACGUGAUCCUGAGCACAGAGCACUUCAAGGACGUGCGCGGGCACGUCAAAUGGAUGAUGGCGAACGAAGUCACGGAUGGACUCGUGUUGCUGGCUUCCUUGGUGCGGAUCGGCGGGAUUUUCUACUGUCUGGACCCGCAACCCCGGGAACCCGAGUUUUUCCGCGAGUACAAUAUCGAAGCUGGGGUAGUUGAGUCGUCGCGAGGGGACGUGGUGAGUGGAGUGGAUCCCGAGCUGGCUGAACGAGUGGACACUGCCCUGAAGCAGUUUACGUAUUUGAGUGAAAAGUAUUCGAACGUGUGCAAGUUGUUGGAGGAGAGACUCGGGGUGGAGCAAGCCCGGAGAUUGUUUCCCAUGGGCACGGAUCCGAUUAAGCUUCCGGCGGCUGGGCAAGAUGUCGCUGCGGAGACUGUGGAUGAGAAAGAACAACGUGGUGGUGUUGCUGGGGAGACUGAGAAUGAGUCGAUUAUUGACCGGAGACGGAGAUUGCGGAAUGCGGCUUUUGGAUUUCCUGCUGCCAAAUCGUGACGGUGAAAGGAAGUGAUGCAAAUUUGCUAUGUUUUUGUUUUGUGUUGGUUUUUUUUACUACGAGCGGUGUACUUGCAUUUGUAAAGUGUUUUUUUUUUCUAAAUGAACAUUUUUGCACUGAAUGGCUGAGUGUUCUGGAAUUGAAUACAGUCUCAAACCUUUGUAAGUUGAUCCUUGAGAGACCAGCAGAAAUAUUCGAAUUGAGGAAACAAGCAUUUUUGUUGUGGGGGGAAAGAAGGAAGAAUUACAGAGAAUUGUAAUUGGUGAUAUUCUGGGCC
Molecule: messenger RNA, 2641 nt
Organism: Notodromas monacha
Lineage: Eukaryota; Metazoa; Arthropoda; Ostracoda; Podocopida; Cyprididae
Source: the annotation of a GenBank genome assembly